AGCCAGGAUCCAAGAAGCUAGGACGAGGGCGGUCUAGGACAAGAGGAACGAGAAAAGAGAAUGGCGGAGUCGAAAGAGGCGGCGCUGGACCUUGCGGAGCUGCGAGCGCAGAUGCAGCUGGACCGAGCGAAACUGACGGACAGCAUCCUUGCCAAAUUCACCGCUUCGUCAUCGUCGUCGUCGGCUGCGAGCAGCGCCAAGGGCAAGGGCAAGGACAAGGGGUCGCCGAUCGGAGAGGGCGCAACGGCGGGAAGAAAGUUCCGGCCGGCGACGCUCGGUCUCGGUGCAGAGAUGAGAGCAGAGGAUGAGCGCAAGGGCGCAGCAACGAGGGAGGAUCGGAGGCUGGUGGGCUUGCUUAAAGGGAAGAAGAAGCCUAUGGCGGAAGGCGCUGGGACUGGGUCAAGGAGCAAAGCAGAGGAAAUCGACGACGAUGAAGAAGAAGCGGGAAGGGCGGCAGAGGUGGAGGCAGCUGCGGGCAGAAAGAGGAAGCAGGGUAUUGUGGAUCCCUUCGCCGUGGGAAACAAGAAGAAGAAGAAAGAGGUCCAAGGUGGCGCGGCCGUGAAGAGCAACAUGCCGGGAAAGGAGUCGCACUUGGAAUCAGAAGGGAUUGUCGAGGCUAAUGCCAAUGAAAGCACUAAUGGCGAAGUAGAAACGGAAGGGCUGUCGAAGGCCCAGAGGAAGAAACUUAACAAGAGGAGGCGGCUGGAGGAGGAGCAGGCAAAGGCUAGACUUGCUCCCGAAGGAGACCUAGGAGCGGCAAGGGAGGCCACGGAGGAACCAGCAAGAACCUCGCCACCGCCACAACCGACAAGCAAUCAGAUGGAUGCCCUAACGGAUCACCAGCAGUCGCUCCUCUCGCACCUGUCCGGCUCGCGCUUCCGUCAAAUCAACGAAACACUCUACACCUCACCCAGCGCUGCUGCUCUCGCCAUGAUUCAGGCAGAGCCAAGUAAGCUGCAGGAGUACCACCAGGGCUUCCGAAAGCAAACAAAGUCUUGGCCGGAGAUUCCCGUCGAGAAGAUUGCGAAGAUCAUUAAGGAUCGGAAUGCGCCGCUCCUGGUUGUGGAUUUGGGCGCUGGCGAGGCCAUCUUGGCAAAAUUGCUUCGUGAGCCUCAGCCUUCAACGUCAAUAGGAAGCAAGGCAAAGAAAGGCAAGGGCGAGGACGUUCCAGCGGCAAUUCGAGUUCUGAGCUACGAUCUUCUGGACAGCGAGGACGGUUGGGUGAGAGGUGUCGAUGUCGCUCAGGCUGGAGGCCUUCCGUUGCCCGGCAUCGUCGGGGAAACCAACGGCGCGCGAGUGCGGCGUGCUUCGAGAAGCGAGUACCAGGAUCCAGCCAUCGCCGACAUUGCCGUCUUCUGUCUCAGUCUCAUGGGCACGAACUGGGUCGAGAUGAUCAUCGAGGCCCGCCGCGUCCUUUGCCCAGGAAAGGGUAGCCUCAUUGUCGCUGAGGUCGCCAGCCGUUUCACCAAUAUCGACGAAUUUGUCAAGCUUAUCGAGUUGCUCGGUUUCCAGCUCGUCUCGAAGGACGCCAAGAACACCCACUUCAGCUUGUUUGAGUUCCGGAAGUUGAGUGACAAGGAGCUCUCUUCUCAAAUAGGCGGCUUAGCCUCGAUCAAGGACGACGAAACAGAGCGCAGAGAGACCAAGAUGCUCAUUGAGAAGGGGCGAACUCUCUUAAAGCCAUGUCUGUACAAACGACGAUAGCCAAUUGCGACGAUUUGACGAAACAGGACGAAACAGGAUUGUGAGAACGAUGUGAGAACAAU
Messenger RNA from Acaromyces ingoldii, 1766 nucleotides. RefSeq lists its product as hypothetical. Gene Ontology annotation, cellular component: nucleolus. The record is from RefSeq and is a predicted model, not a curated record. Gene Ontology annotation, biological process: rRNA methylation; ribosomal large subunit biogenesis. The transcript has a single exon. Bases 61 to 1704 code for a protein of 547 amino acids. Gene Ontology annotation, molecular function: rRNA (adenine) methyltransferase activity. NCBI's taxonomy places the organism in Eukaryota, Fungi, Basidiomycota, Exobasidiomycetes, Exobasidiales, Cryptobasidiaceae.